This is a messenger RNA of Brachypodium distachyon (stiff brome), 1742 nucleotides long. Its product is annotated as RNA-binding protein 34. Lineage: Eukaryota; Viridiplantae; Streptophyta; Magnoliopsida; Poales; Poaceae. Gene Ontology annotation, cellular component: cytosol. Gene Ontology annotation, molecular function: mRNA binding. The transcript is spliced from 6 exons. The record is from RefSeq and is a predicted model, not a curated record. The coding region runs from base 73 to 1458 and encodes 461 amino acids.
CUGCCUUCUUCUUCUUCUUCAAGGCCGCCACCGCCGCCGCAGAGCAAAUCGCCGCCGCCGCUGCUGCCGAGGAUGGGGCGGAAGGACAAGGAGGCCGCUGCCGCCUCCCCCGACGCAGCCGCGGCGGCCGUCCGCUCGCUCUUCGCGGCCGACAAUCCGUUCCGCCGCAAGGAAUCCCCUCCGGAGGAGCCCACUCCCGUCCCUCCUCCCGUCGUCCGCAAGAGCCCCAAGCUUCCCGAGCCCGAGGCCGACGCGGAGCCGUCGGCUAGGAAGAAGAAGCGGGAGGAACAGGAGUCGGAGGCGCCGCCGCCGCGGCGGCCCAAGCGGAAGCGGGACGAGCUCGAGGCGCGGUACGAGCGGCGGACGCUCGGCGCGCCCCCGGAGGAGCCCGCGCCGCGGCCGGCCGUCGGGGCGAAGAGGAAGGCGCCGGACGACGUCGCGGCGGCGCUGGCGGGGGCCGGGGCGGACGAGGAGGAGGAGGCGUUCGACGAUGAGGCCAAGCUGCUCAGGACGGUGUUCGUGGGCAACCUGCCGCUGCGGACCAAGAAGAAGGCGCUCACCAAGGAGUUCGCGGCCUUCGGCGAGGUCGAGUCCGUCAGGAUCCGCUCCGUGCCCCUCGGCGACACCAAGAUUCCGAGGAAAGGAGCUGUCAUAAAAGGGAAGAUUAAUGACUUGGUCGAUAAUGUACAUGCGUACAUCGUCUUCAAAGAUGAGCAGUGUGCGCGUGCAGCUUUAUCUCAUAAUAUGGCAUUGUUCAAUGGCAAUCACAUCCGUGUUGAUAUGGCGUGCCCACCUCGUAAAAAGCUUAGAGGAGAAGGACCUCUUUAUGACAGAAAGAGGACAGUGUUUGUUGGCAACCUUCCGUUUGAUGUAAAGGAUGAAGAGCUCUACAAGAUGUUCUGCGGUCCCAGUGGACCACAAGGUGAUGUUGAAGCUAUACGUGUUGUCAGAGAUCCAGAUUCAAGCCUGGGGAAGGGUAUCGCCUAUGUUUUAUUCAAAACAAGGGAGGCUGCUAACUCUGUUGUCAGAAAACGGGAUCUCAAGAUCAGAGAUCGCCUUUUGAGGCUCACCCAUGCAAAAGCAGCUGAUGCGACACCGAAGAAGACGGAUGCUGGGAAAACACAUGGAGGUCCAAGACAGAAGACAGUUUCGACCCCAGGCAGCAAGUCCCGCGAUGGCAGUGACAGCACCAAACGGAAGGCAUCGAGUUUGUCUUACCAAGGCCUGAAAGCAAGCAAAUCUGGCGUCGUGAAGAAGGCGAAAGUGAUCCAGCACCCCAGCAACCAAGGAAAGCAGCCGCAAGGCAGGACUAGCGAAACAGGUCAAACCGAUAGCGCUCGCAAAACUAAGCGGCCUGCCGUGGCCGCGAGGAAGGCGAAACAACUGACCAAGAAACGCAAGCUGGAUGGUUCAAGAACUCCUGACAAUACACAUCGGAGCAAGAAAGCAAGGAAGUAACCGUCCCUACCAUGGACUGCUCUCACUUCUUUGACAGGAGUUUGAAGCCAUCAGAUUUUGGACAAGAUUAGAUCGUGAUGAUGUCUGCCUUGAGUUCAAGGGUGCAAUCUAAUACUUGGAGCCCCUGUUCUACUGUUUAAAUGUUGCUUAUCUGUGUAACAUGCUUCACUGAUACGGAGUGCCAUUUUUUACCUUGCCUGGUGUUCAUUAUGUAAACCAAGCUGGUCCCAUGACAGUCUCUUAAAUGGAACUACAUGGUAGUAGCAUGUUCUUUGGUUUUAAGA